This is a messenger RNA of Leucoraja erinaceus (little skate), 4362 nucleotides long. It is a transcript of the gene tonsl, whose product is annotated as tonsoku-like, DNA repair protein. NCBI's taxonomy places the organism in Eukaryota, Metazoa, Chordata, Chondrichthyes, Rajiformes, Rajidae. The transcript is spliced from 26 exons. Gene Ontology annotation, molecular function: protein binding. Bases 130 to 4362 code for a protein of 1410 amino acids. The record is from RefSeq and is a predicted model, not a curated record.
GGGCUCGGAUGAACAGAGGCGCGCGCUCACUCACUCCCAAAGCGAUGACUAUAGAGGCGCUCCUCUAGGAUCUUUGCUCUGCAGCAGCGGCGCGGCCUCGGCCUCGCUCCGGGCUCCGGGCGGUCAAGGAUGAGCGGAGAGCGGGAGCUGAAACACCUGGAAAAGGCCAAGUUAAAGGCCCAGAAGAGCCACAACCUGAAGGAGGAGGCGAGUCUGUGCAACCAACUGGGCGAGGUGCUGGCAAAACAAGGUCAGUUCCAGAAGGCCAUUGAGGAGCACCGGCAGGAGCUACAGCUGUCAGAAGUACUGAACGAUGUGAUUGGCUGCGCAGUUGCCAACCGGAGGGUCGGAGAGUGCCUUGCGGAGAUGGGGAGCUACCCGGCGGCACUGGAGCACCAGCGCAAGCACCUGCAGUUGGCCCGCUCUGUGGCCAAUCACGUAGAGGAACAGCGAGCCUGGGCUACCAUUGGCCGGACCUACCUCUUCAGCUAUGAAACCAACCAGUCAAAUGAGUCGCUGCAGGAGGCAGAGAAUGCUUUCCGGAAAAGCAUGGCUAUUGUCGAGAACAAAUUGCAAGGCAAGGUCUCCCAGCAUGAGCUAAGCGAGAUGCGAGCCAGGCUCUACCUCAACUUGGGCUUCCUCUUCGACAUCACAAAGGACCCACUCAGAUGCGACCGCUACAUCCGUAAGAGCAUCUACAUAGCAGAGCAGAACAAACUGUACGAGGAUCUAUACCGGGCCAACUUCAAUCUGGGCAGUAUCCACUGUCGCAAUGGUGAGCACACCAGGGCCAUGCGCUGCUUCGAAGCAGCCAAGGAUUGUGCCAGGAAGAUGAAGGAGAAGUUGAUGGAGAGCGAGUGUUUCAGCAGCAUCGGGCAGGCUUUACUGACCCUCGGAGAUUUUGUGGCUGCCAAGCGCUCACUGAGGAAGGCGUUUAAGCUGGGAUCUCAGCACCAGACGGAUCACGACAUUGUGAGGAGGAAUCUCAAGAAUGCUGUGUCGGGAUGCCGGCUGGAGGAGGCCUUGUCCGAGCUGGGUGAGGAGGGGCAGCAGGAUGCACUGGGCCUGUGCGAGCAACUCGGCGACUUGUGUUGUAAGGUGAACAGCUACAGAAAAGCCAUCGACUACUACCAGAUGCAGCUCAGCCACGCGGAAGAGCUGCAGAAGCCGGAGCGGGAGCUGGGGGUCAUCCACGUCUCACUCGCUACCACUUUUGCUGACCUCAAAGAGUACGAGCUCUCUUUGAAACACUACCAGGCUGAGCUAGCUCUGCGGCAUGGAAGCCCCAAGGAGGAGUGCAAGACCUGGUUGAACGUGGCGAUGGUCAAGGAAGAGUGUGGCUGCCCCUACACUGAGCUGGAGGAGUGCUACGGCAAGGCACUGCAGUGUGCUGAGCAGGCUCGCAUCACCUCACUACAGGCUCAGGUGCUGAAGCUUCUUCAUUCGGUGCAGCAGAAGGGAGGUCACCCCGAGGCCGGCUCCACCCUGGCCCAGCUACAGGAGCUGCAGCAGAGCGGCGAGAGCGGGGAGGAGAGCGAGGCGGAGGAGGUGGAGAACAGCGAGCCCCUGGAGGACAGCGAGCUGGAGCUCUCAGAGAGCGAUGACGAAGACAUGGAAGGUUAUGAUAAGCCUGUCUCGGGACGGAGGAAGAUAAAUCAAUGGAACCGCAGAAACGAGAAGGGGGAGACGGUGUUACACCGAGCCUGCAUCGAUGGCAACCUGAAGCACGUCCAGAGUCUGGUGGAGAAGGGACACCCAUUGAACCCGCGAGAUAACUGUGGCUGGACACCACUUCACGAAGCCUGCAACCAUGGGUACCUGGAGAUCGUGCGCUUCCUGCUGCACCACCAGGCCAAUGUCAACGAUGCCGGGGGGGGCCCGCACUGCGAGGGCAUCACCCCCCUGCACGACGCCAUUGCCUGCGGGAACUUCUCCGUCGCCGAGCUGCUGGUCCAGAAAGGAGCGUCGGUGUCUGUGCGGAAUGCCAAGGGGCUGACUCCCCUCGAUGGGCUGCGGGAAUGGCAGCACCUCUACCGCAGGGACCUGGAUCAAGAAACCCGGCAGCAGUGCACGCACCUGGAGAGGAUACUGACGGGGUCCCAUGACCGAGGCAACACCGUGCGCCCCGUGCCAGAGCUGGCAGAGAGCGAGCUGUUUGACUCUGAGAGUUCCCAGCUCUCACACACCACUGAGGCCGGUUCGAGGGCCCUGGGAGUGGAGGAUCGGCGAGGGAGAGGCAGCCGGGUCUCGGGCGGGGACGGCGUGGGGUGCUGCUCCCAGAGGUGGGUAGAGGAGCCCCCAACCACCCAGGUGACAACAAGGAGCCGUCUGGAUUGGUCGGACGAGGAUGAGGAUGACCUCCCGCUGGAGUGUUUCCGGCCAUUCAGGAAGCGGCAGAGGUCGGCGAGAGACGGCGAGGGUGACCCGGUGACCCUCAGUGUCAGUGAUGGGAUGGCAGGCGGCCGGGGGUCUCUCCGCCCGGAGCGGGAGCGGGAAUCGCACGAUCCCUGCGCUGCCACCUCCACCUACCUGAGUGCCAUGCGGAGCCUGGGAAGUGCCCAGUCCCGGUUCCUGUGCCAGACCCUGGCUGAGCCGGCCCCAGCCCCAACCCCAACCCUAACCCCGUCGGCCCUGAUCCCAGACGCUGAGUGCCUGGAGGAGGACUGGCUGGAGGACGACCUGUGGGAUGGACGGCACAGGAAGAGGCCGCGGGAGAGGGGCGGAGUGGUCCCAGAAACUGACCCUGCUGCCAGACCUGCCCCCAACCCCACCAACUCCCCCAGGCUUCCCCAGCCCAGGAAGAGGCCGCGGCAGAUGCGGAUGACCCAGAUCGUGGAGAGGACGGUGGUGGGGAGGACGGCAGGGCGCUCCAGACAGGGAGGGGCUGCCUUGGGCAACUCCGAUGAUCUCACCCCAGAGCUCUGGUCCACCGCACCUAACGUCUCCGUCUCACAGAGUCCAGCCCUGCCGAUUACACAGACCGUCAACACCGCAGUGCCUCCGUUAAUUAGAGUGAAAGUCACUGUGCAAGAGACCAUCUUUCUGAUCCCAGUUCCACACAGCAGCGGUGAGGUGCACACAGUGUCCUGGCUGGCUGAACAGGCCAGCCAGCGCUAUUACCAGACCUGUGGUCUAAGGCCCAAGCUCAGCCUGAAGAAGGAAGGAGCCCUGCUGGACCCACUGGAUCCCAUCACCCACGUCCUGCAGAGUGACGAGGAGGUGCUGGCCGUUGUCUUGUCCUGGGACCUGCCUCCCCUCUCUGACAGAUACAAGAAAGCCUGUCACAGCCUCGGACUGGUUGAGGACAGCCUGGUGCUGAGGGCGUGCGAGGUGCAGGGAGGCGGCUCCUGCUUCCGGCUGAGUGGGGUGCCGCUGGGCACGGAGCGCCUGGCCCCGCUCCUCCGCUCCCUCCGCCUACACACGGCCAUGCGGGAGCUGCGUCUGGCAGCCACGCGGCUGGCACCGCCCGCCCUGGAGACGUUACUCGCCACCCUGCUCACCCUGCCCAACCUCACCCUGCUCGACCUCUCCGACAACCUCAUCAGCGGCCCCGGCCUGAGGGAGCUCAGUGAGGGAGUGCGCCGCUCCGCCCAACCCCCCUUCCAGAGUCUGCGGGAGUUGAACCUGAGCCUCAACCCGCUGGGGGAGGGCAGCUGGCAGAGCCUGGCCGUGCUGCUGGAGUGCUGUCCCGUGCUGACCACGCUCAGACUCCAGGCCUGCAGGCUGACCACUAGCUCCCUGCAGCAGCAUCGCCACCAGCUUGCAGAGGCCAUGAAAGGUUCCCUGCAUCUGAAGACACUGUGCCUGUCACACAAUGCGCUGGGAGGGCUGGGGGUGGAGCUGAUCCUGCAGAGCCUCCCCCACCGCUCCCUCACUCACCUGGACCUGUCGGCAGUGGGGGGGACAGGCGGUGACACCCUCCGCGUCGAGCACUUCGUCAGGUACCUGUCACAGGAUGGAUGCUGCCUGACCCACCUGAAGCUCUCUGCCAACCGCCUGACGGACGACUCUCUCCAUGAUCUCUCCAGGUGUUUGCUCCUCUGCCGCUCCUUGGAGGCCCUGGAUCUCUCCGCCAACCCUGGACUCACCACCGCAGGCCUGGACCUGCUGCUGGGAGCAGUGCGGGUGCGCAGCUCUGGGCUGCAAUUCCUCAGCCUGGCAGGUGCCUCUGUCCAGGAGUGGUCCAUGGCGGAGGGUACAGCCCCCCGGGUGGGAGAGCUGCAGCUGUGCAGCGCGGGGCUGCACAAGGGGGAGAUGGAGAGGCUGGCGGGGAGCUGGCGCAGUGCCCUGGGGGGCCGGGGCAGGGCCCUGUGUCGUCUGCACAAGUGCCUGCUACGGGCAGUGCCCAAUGGUCAGAGCUAA